Drepanopeziza brunnea f. sp. 'multigermtubi' MB_m1 is the source of this 588-nucleotide messenger RNA. The record is from RefSeq and is a predicted model, not a curated record. Lineage: Eukaryota; Fungi; Ascomycota; Leotiomycetes; Helotiales; Drepanopezizaceae.
AUGUCCCGCGAAAAAAUUAUGUCCCGCUUCAACGCUAAAAAUCGCGAGGAACGUAGACACUUCAACAACACUUCAACACAACAUUUUCCAUCAAACAUUGACCUACAUGAGAAAGGCGCGCGGAUUUGUAUGCCGGCCGAAGAAGAAGUUAUCGUACCUAUCGGAAUCAAAGAGAUGUAUACAAGAAUCUGUGAAAAUCGACUAUCCGUAACUGUGAUCGAAGCUAUUCUUGCCGAUAGAAAAGCUAUUCUUCUAAUGAUUAUUGUGCUCGGAAAGCAAAUUAUAGCGUCUUGGUUUUCCGAAAAGAUAAUUAGAUAUAAAGUUGUUACUGUUUCCGAAUCCGGUUAUACGAACGAUAAGAUUAUUAUAAAGUGGCUUAAGCACUUUAUUAAGCAUACCGAUCAAAGACCCGAUAAACCGUGGAUGAUAUUAUUACUUGAUGCUUCGAAGCUGAAUAUACUAUCUUAUCGUUUAUGCGAGACCUUCUUUAAAUUCGCGAGCAAACCUUUACAACUCGGAAUAUCAAACACGCUUUUCGAAAUGCAAGAAUGUGGCCGAUCAGCUUUUCUCAAAUUCAACGCAAAUUAA